CCCUCUCCCAUUAUUUCGGCCAAGGAGACCCAAGAGAGAAGGAUAGCUCUUGCAACCUCAUCCUCCAUAGCCAAGAACUGAACUCAAGCUUAAGGAGUCCAAAGAAGGGGUUUUUAAGAAGGGAAAAGUUGGGAAAAAGUGUGAAGGAUUAAGGAACUUGAUUAAAGUAUUUUUGAGCUUCGCCGGAGUUUCGCCGGAAUUGGUCAACGUUCGCCGGAGUUGGUCAAAGUUCACCGGAAAUUAGUCAAAGUUCAACCGGGGGAGCGUAGAUCGCGUUUAAGCUCACUUAAGUUUCAGGUAGAACUUGAAGGAUUGCUACCGCCGCCCGUUGCUUCGGGAAGAUCAAGAAGGGAGACGUGAAAUGGAGCCAAUCGGAAGGAUCACUAGGAGGAACCCGACGGGCCGUGUACUGGGUGGAUCCGAGCGCGGUAGCCGGGGGUCCACUAGGGGAUCAAGAGGAAGGGGCCGUGGAGGCCAACAUCAAACCGUGAGCGAUGGCCACGUUGACACGGAGAGUGAGACCUAUUGGUCUUAUGAGGACUCAACCUACCGGCCGGAAACUGAGCCGGUUGAGACCCCUUAUGAAGGGGAUGAUGAUGACGUGAGCGACGAGGAGGAAAAUGGCUCCUUGGCGAGAAUUGAAGCGCUACUCCAACAAUACCAUCGGGAGCGCGAAGAAAGAAGGGAACGCCGAAGGCGCCGUGCAGGGCAACCUUCGGGUGGGGCUCCAAGAGGAAGGAGCUACUGUGAUUCAAGAACCCAUGUGGAAGCGCAUGGGAGUCGAGGUGAUGGAGGUCCAACCAUAAGGAUCUCCAAAUACAUCAAGGAGGCGAGGGAUUUGGGGUGCAAACCGUUCGAUGGAACGGGAGACAUCUCGGUGGCCGCGCAGUGGAUCAAGAGGCUGAACGAGGCAGCCCUUGACAUGCAACUCACCCCCGAUUUCAAGUUGAGAAUCGCGGUGAGGUUACUUGAAGGGUUGGCAUCCAAGUGGUGGGAUGGAACCAAGGGUAAGUAUGGCGGAAAUGUGACUUGGGAGGAUUUUCGGCAAGAAUUCUUUGCACAAUACUACUCCGACUUUGAGGUGAACGCCAAAGUGAGGGAAUACACUCUUUUGACCCAAGGGGGUAACAUGACGGUGAAAGAACUUGAGCACAAGUUCAGGGACCUUGCCGACCACAUACCGGAGUAUGCUUGUGAUGAAAACCGAAUGGUGAAUCACUUUUGGGAGGCCUUGGACCUGGAGAUACGUGAUAGGGCGACUCAAUUGCCCAAUAUGACUUUCAGCCAAGUGGUUGCUCAAGGGUUGAAGGGAGAAAAGCAAUGGGAGGAGAGGAAGAAGAGGGACGCCGAGGAGGCGAAGAAGAGAAAAUGGGAAGGCCAUGGCCCCCAAGGUUCUAAUAAGAAGGGGAACCAUGGGGGAGGAGGAUCAUUUAGGGCACCGGCACCACCAUCCAAGGGAAACCCGGCCUUCAGCGGGCACAACUCGGGCUCACAAGCCUCAACGGCGCCCAGGUGCAGAAAUUGCAAUAGGAGCCACGGGGGUAAGUGUCGAGACCCUCCUCGGUGCUACCAAUGUGGAGAGACGGGGCAUAUUAAACCAAAUUGCCCUCAACUUGGUGGGAACCGAGGGGUGGGAUCAAGCGGCGCUACCACGGCAAGUCGGAACCGAACCGGAGCACCCCAUGCUAGUACGGGGCAAGGGGGAGCGAGCACAAGCAACGCGCCGUCCGUGAACCAAGGAAGGACUCAAGCUAGAGUCUACGCAAUGACCGAGGCCGAUGCUCGGGCCAACCCCGACUCCGUUGCAGUUUCAGGUAGAACUUGAAGGAUUGCUACCGCCGCCCGUUGCUUCAGGAAGAUCAAGAAGGGAGACGUGGUUCGUGCUUCUUCCGUUCCUGUUUUUAAAACAUUUUAAAUAAUGCUCAUGGAUAAUAUUUUUAAAUAUUUACUUGGGGGCUUGUAUGCCCAUGUUUGCCAAGGUGUGGCAUGAAUACUCGUAUUGAAUGUUUCCGCUGCUAUGAAAGAAUAUUUUACAUUAUGUUGUUUAUGGAUGUACUAUGUGUGAAUGAUAUUCCAGACGCCUUGUAUAGUAUGGAUGUGUUGGACUGCGGUUGACUAUUCGUACUGUACGGCGGAUUGUUGACGUGUCCGGUUAGGUCCGGGGCGUGACAGUAAACUACAAAUGUCAUAAGUCAACGUGAUCAUCAUCGUAAAGCUCAUGUGAAUGCGGUUGUCUCUGUAACUAUGGUCGGGGGCGUUUUCGCUGGCUACGAGGUUGAAGAGCCAUUCUAUCACUUCGUGGUGCCUGAGAAGACCCUACUUUAGAUGUAGAUGUCGUGGAAUACUGAGAGGCAGCCAUAUAUCCAUAGUCUAUUCGGCCCAUUAAAUCAGCACACAAUGCAACAAUGUCUAAGCAUACCUCAUGAUAUCUCUGUACAUCUACCGCCUCAUCAAGUACUGCAGUCGUUCUGUCAUGGAUGGUAUGCAAAGCCGGUAAUGCAAGCACGAUUAUUAGUGACAAACACAUGAAUGAAUAAAUGAAUAAAGUGAUUUUAGUGAAUGUAUUAUGUGUCGUUAUAUGAAGAGCGACUGAGCUAGGCUGAUAAUGAUCGGUGGGUAGAUGAAAACUAGGAGAGGUGAACACUCAUGUGAUGAUGUAAUCUGCAGAUAUUGAGAGGACAAUUGAUGGGGUCUCGUGCACUAUAUACGACGCUUUCUCAUCUCACAUGGUGAUGUACUGAAUGCGAUGCAUCCUUCAAUUUUCGGUGUGCUUCCCUCGUCUGUCGAUCUUGUGUACGUCUAUAAAAGUAUCACAAGGUGCGGGAAUAACCCGGUGAAACCCAAACUGUCGU
Cuscuta epithymum is the source of this 2852-nucleotide messenger RNA. NCBI's taxonomy places the organism in Eukaryota, Viridiplantae, Streptophyta, Magnoliopsida, Solanales, Convolvulaceae. The record is from the annotation of a GenBank genome assembly.